This is a messenger RNA of Lineus longissimus, 3151 nucleotides long. Its product is annotated as tetratricopeptide repeat protein 36-like. The record is from RefSeq and is a predicted model, not a curated record. Bases 25 to 588 code for a protein of 187 amino acids. Gene Ontology annotation, molecular function: protein binding. Lineage: Eukaryota; Metazoa; Nemertea; Pilidiophora; Heteronemertea; Lineidae. The transcript is spliced from 4 exons. Gene Ontology annotation, biological process: cilium assembly.
CACGUGGUGGCGCUGACUUCCAUCAUGGAGUCCCAAAAUAUUUCUCAGCACGAUAACGCAAUUUUAAAUACCAUUUUCAACCCUAAUUUGCCAAUAACAGAAGAUCUUCUUGAACCUGUUGCGGAGGUAACGGAGUAUGAACCAGAAAGUGCAGAAAUCAAAGAAUCCAAGAGACUAGAAUUAGAAGGCGUACAAGCUGCAGAAAAAGGAGACAUCCAAACAGCUCUACAUUUCUUCUGCCAGGCUAUUGAAGUGUCUCCAGAAAGAGCAUCAUGCUACAACAACCGAGCUCAGGCGCUCAGAUUGCAGGGAGUCACCCAAGGGGCAUUGAGUGAUCUGAAUAAAGCUAUUGAGCUAAGUGAGGGGAAAGGCAAAGUUGCAUGUCAGUCGUUUACACAGAGAGGACUGAUUGAGAGAUUAGAAGGUCACAAUGAAAAAGCAUUGAAUGAUUUCAAAAUAGCCGCCAAUUUGGGCGGAAGUUUUGCCAAACAGCAAGUCAUCGCUAUGAAUCCUUACGCAGCAAUGUGCAACCAGAUGCUGGGCGAGGUCUUCAGUCGAAUGCGAGCUGGAGAGAAUAUCGAGGAUUAGGACGGGUGUCUUGUAAAUUGAGGGAAGAAAGACUUUAGACAGUAUUGGUGUGUGUUAAGUACCUUCCAAAUUUUUUGUAUCUGAUCUGUGCUUUUAAUUUUACUGUAGUGUACUGUGAGGGUAAUUCAGUUAUGUGUAAACCGAAAGAGAAUAGAAUAGCUGCAUACCUGGAACCCUAACUUGGUGCGUGAUGGAUACGUCCUCACUGGAUGCUGAGGAUAGAUGCGCUGUCAAUUUCUAUGAAACUUAAAAAGGGUUUCUGAAUGUAUUAUGUUUUUAUAUGGCAAGGGCAUAACUUCAUCAGUUCGAAGUUAAUGAAAAUUGCAUGCGAGGUGUACACACAUAUUCACUCAGCAGGACCUUUUUAUCAGUUUCUGGCAACAGGUAACCUAUUUAAAAGAAAAGAGCUUCAUGAAUAUAUACAUGUAUGCCCAUGGCACAUUACGGUUGAUGUACCCUUUUGCCUAGGAAUAUAAAGAAUGAAAAAACUCAUUCUUUUGCAAGGCCCUAACGUCACAAGUCCACCAGAUCACUAGAGAACAGUCUGUUGAUACGCUGCCAAAAGUAGGCUUAUUUUUGGUAACAUAUGACUUUCAGUAAUCUAUUGGUCACCGAAUUCCAAUACGGCAUGCACUACUGCGCAACAUUCCAACGAUAUUGAGCCAAUGGACAGUCUUCCAAUUUUAUGCAUUUUCCAUGGUAAAUCUAGUAAUGUAUUCACCGGUGUAUUCUUUUUUGAGUGCAGUUUAAUUUUGUUUGAUUUGAAUAAAUAUUUAAGUAUGGUUAAUGAAUUGCUUGUUUUUUCUGUCGAUUUGAGUUCUGGAUUGGUUUAUAGGACCAACAAUUUUAAGUCCCUUAGUUAGUUCUUACCAAAAUAAUGAGGGCACCUCUUUGGUAAUCAUCUUAUCAUCAUGGUGUCUGCUCCCCUGGUAUUUACACACUCAAUCGCACAGCUGGUUGGGGUUAUAAUACAAUCGUUCAUCCAUAACUAAUCAAUUGGUUCAUAAUCUGAUGUCAUGAAUUGCAACUACACACACCAAAGAAUAAUUUUCUGUGACACUGUUGUAGCACACUUCAUUGAAUGUGAGUAUCAUUCAGUGUGCCAUAUAUCCACUGUUUCAGUGGUUGAGUCAUGAUACAGCAAACCAUGUGGCCCAGGUUACAUUCUGCCAAACAACGUGAGCAAUUCCAGCUAUUCACUGCCACCCACGUUGGAGGUCAUUGAUCGAGUGGCUCAUAUCCCCCUCCAAUGUUCAAAUUUUAUUUUUUAUUUUCAUCAUUAUCUUUCAAAUUAACCAGAGAUCUCUAAUAAAUGUUUCCUAAUGCUAGUGUGAUGGAUGAAUCCAUUAGUGGAUGAGGGAUUAUAUUGGUGCAUUUGAAAAUAUGGUUCAAACUGUCAGAAAGAGCACCUUGUAAAUGCUAGAGAUCAAUGUUCUUAUUUGAGUUGUUGCCUAUUCUAACCCUUUGGUCACAAAGUAGUACAGUGUAUGCAGCAUGAUAGAGAGAGAGAUAGAGAGCAUCAUUCUGGCAUGUCUAAUGAAGAGAACCCAUUCUACAUACACUCUACCUAAUCUGUGGCUUUAGGGAAACAUGCAAACACCUCCCUAUGAUGAGAUCUCAUUCUCAACAGGCUAGCCUCGGGCUUAUUGUAAGUGCUUCUCAUGGAGAAUGACAAGGAAAUCAGAUCGGGGUACACAACGGUAUAUCACGAAGAAAGCUCUAGUUAACCCAUCGGUGUUGAUAAGAGAUUUGUAAGCAGAGAGUGGGGUCAAACUUGGACGGCAGUAGAAAUUAGAACGGCUCCAUACAUGUCAUGUAGUUUCUGUUCUGGCUGAAAAUAUGCUUUAUAAAACACAAAUAUGAUUUGAACCGAAACCCUUUGAGCUGGUAUAACAUUCUCAAAACCUCCCACCCCUUUUGCUGGAAUAUUUUUCAUCCCCUUACAUUGCUGAUGUUAGCAGACCGCAGAAACGCACCAUUAUUAUCAAUGUAAGGCUUCAUCAACUCUGAUCAGCCUCUAUACACCUGCUAUUAGCGAUGCACCAUCUCAGCACACCAUCUCGCUCAGACUCUCAUCCAUCGGGGAUAAUUGAGGUCAGGGUGAUGGGAAGGCAGCUGUGUAUGCUCCACUCGGGUGUAAGACUAAGAGACUUUCCAGUCUCAUUGAAACUUAAAAGUGUGCUCCAGUCAGAUAACAAUUUAUUGUGUGGCUAAAACUGCUCUCUGCCCUUCAUCCAUCAAAAAGAGAAAAUACCCUUCCCUUUUUAAUCCUGGCAAAGCACUACCUGGGCUGCUAGUUCUGGGAAUUUUGUCAGGAUGGGGUUGUAUCUUUUUUUUAAAAAACUGAGCUGUCCCCAGUCACAGCAAUAUUUGGUUGUCUUGGGAAAGUGGUAAUGCGGUGCACAUUUCCACAAGGGCAAGUAGAAAAUUUAACACAUCUGUGCUCUUUCCGAGAUCCUGAUUUAUAUUGCUUCUAGUUCUAUGGCAUUGUAUGGUGAUGAUAACUUGAAGUGAAUACGAUUGCCAUCUGCAAAGUGAAAAAGAUGUUGAAAAAAAGAAAGAA